Molecule: messenger RNA, 867 nt
Organism: Apiotrichum porosum
Lineage: Eukaryota; Fungi; Basidiomycota; Tremellomycetes; Trichosporonales; Trichosporonaceae
Exons: 1
Coding region: 1-867 (288 amino acids)
Source: RefSeq, a predicted model, not a curated record
AUGGCGUCCCUCAACAUAGAUCCCGACUUCAACACCCCUGGUCAUCCCAUCUUCCAGGCGGCCGACGGCGUCUGUUUCCGCUUUCCCUGGGAACCGCUUGUCACCAACUCUUCGUUCUUUCGGGACCUCACGAGCAUUCCACUCCCACCCUGUGAUGAUCCGGACACCCAGGAAGUUAUUCCACUUCUCUCAGCGACCUCUAUCGCGCUCAAACUCGUGUUUCAGGUGCUCUCGCCGAACAAGUGGCCUCGGCAGAAGGUCAAACCCUUUCCGUACGAGCAUCUCGAGGAAGUGUUCAUCAUCGCCGACGCGUAUGACCUCAACGCCGUCCUUGAAUGUCUUUAUAAAUUAAGCAACGAUCCCUUUGUGGUAUUUACUAUGGCUAUGGCCCUCCGGGACGUUGCCAAAAUCGAGCUUGCAGCGCAUGCAGUAAUGAGGGCUGCCCAAAUACAUCCAGAAAUCGACUUCCUCUUGUGGAUCAAGAGUCCCGUCGCCCGCGCAAAGCUACACAGGCUCCGUGAAUACCACAAGACGCAUAUUACGGUCAAGCUAUUCAAGCAUAAGGCCAAAAUUCUGGCGCUAUCCAAGUACCACUUAUUCAAUAAAUCGUGCCGAAGGGAACCCCCGUGCUCCCCAAGCACCAAGUGGGACAACUUCUGUUCACUUGCCUUCAAGGAGAUCACUCGUGCCAUAUCGUUUAUUGAAGCUGGACACGGUCCUCAAGUAAUCAUUGAUGCCGUAGUGGCCGGCAUUGGGUGCCCAACUUGUGCUGGUCGCAUGUCCCAGCUGAUGUCGGACGCUGUAGGGUCGGCUCGGCCGGGAACCGACGGAAUUCUCAAACUGCACCAUUUCGAGCCAUGGUUCUAA